CAGCAUUUUUCGGUCUGCGGCGAACGGUCACAUCGUAGUGCACAAAAAAUCGAGUUUCCUGCAUUUUCAGGUGUCAAAAUAACCGAGUUAAAGUGCGAUUUGAGGUCCGGAAAAAGUGCUAUAACCAGCGUCGGACCUUCGAGCACCGACUAGACCGGAAGGGGGUACGGAUAAUGUGGCCGCUGGCCCGUGAAAGGCCCGUGGAAAACGACGCAUGAGACCCGAAUUGCGAACCAGAUGAUAGAGUAGCGUGCCAGCGAGAGCGAGUGAGAGAGGGCGAGAGGAACAGAGAGAGAGAGAGGAGGCCAGAGUAGACACAAAACUCCGAGCGGAGCUCUCGCCCAUUUUCCGGCCGAUUUCGCAGUCUAUAUAGCUGUUACAGUCGCUAUAUAGUCGCCGGAAUGGCGGAGGAGAACCCGGGUGGCGAAGUGCCCGAUUCGGGGGCGGAGGAUGUGGGCGCCUCGGUCAUAGUGGAGCCGGGAUCCGAGGCAUCCAAUGCGGGACCACAUACUCUACCCGCGGCUGCCAUGAAGUUUGCGGAUCUCACGGAAAGCGGCAGCGAAUCCGGGGACAACGAGACGGAGGAGCCCGUUGCGGCGGGUCCGGAAAACACUGGGAAUUCCAACGGGGAGCCGGGCACCAGUGCAUCCGCCACGGAGGAGAAUACGCCGGCGGAACGCUCCUCGCCGCCGCCCAACUGCGCCAUCUGCCUGUCGCGCUGCAAGCGGAAGUGCUUCACGGACUCCUGCAUGCACCAGUUCUGCUUCAAGUGCCUGUGCGAGUGGAGCAAGAUCAAACCCGAGUGCCCGCUGUGCAAGCAGCCCUUCAAGACCAUCAUACACAAUGUCCGCACUCUGGACGACUACGAUCGCUAUCCGGUGCAGAGCUCCUCGCCCGUUCCGCCGGAUCAUCCCUCGCUGCGUUUCCACAUCGUGCGGCGUCCCAGGUACAUGCCGCUGGUGCAGAACCAGGCCGUCAUGACCAACGACAUUGAGGCGGGCAUAGCGGCAGGAGCUGCGGGAGAGGAGAUCCUGCCGGCGGCCGAGGUGGCAGCCGGGCGGCAUUCGUACAGCCGAUUUGAGCCGUAUCGCGUGGAGCUGAUGAACUACUACCGGCACGAUCAGGAUGCGGCCACCUCGGGCUCGUUGAGCCAACUGUGGCGGCGCUACGUGUACGACAGGAAGCUGUACGCUUUGCCAGUCAGUGAUAGCCUGACGGGACACUUCCGCGAGUGGAGUGCCCGGUUUUACAGAAACAACCCUGCCCAGAUGCAUCGCCUGAUGCCUUGGAUCCAUCGCGACAUCGUCUGCCUGCUGCGGAAUGCCGCGCACAGCGUGAGCACUGUGAUGCAGCUGAUGCACGACAUCCUGCCCAUGACCAACAUCCUGGGUCCCACAUUCCGUCGCCGCCUGUCGCCGUUUCUGGGCGAGCGCACCAGCCACUUCAUCCACGAGCUGUUCAACUUUGCCCGCUCGCCCUUCGACAUGAUCGGCUACGACCAUGUCGUUCAGUACUCGGCUCGCGUGGCCGAGGAGGUGGAGGUCGAUCUGCUGGACAUGGUGGAGACGCAGUCCUCGAACGGCGACGAUCUGCAUUUGGAGGUGGGCGACAGCGAUGCGGAUGGCGUCAAUGCGGAGUUCUCCAACGACUGGAGCCCGCCCAGCGUGCGUCCGUCGACCAGUGUGAUCGUGACCAAUCCCGGCGCCACACAUUCCUUCAGCGUGACCAUGGCCAGCGAUGGCAGCGAGCUGCCGGGCAUCUCCAUAAGGCGCACCACCAACGUGGGCUCGCAGACGGUGGCCAUCAACCUGAGCAUGCGGCGACCGGCGGCGGCUGCGGCGGUGGCCAGCCAGGAGGCGGAGGUCAUCGAGAUCGACGACGGCGAUGCGGCUGCCAAUGCAGAGGUGGCGGCCAUCAACGAUGGCAGCAAUCCGAGCAGGAGGCACGCGGGCGCCACCCUCCCCGUGAGUGCCCACAUCGAGCUGCAGAGCAGCAGCAGCUCCGGCGAGGAGGAUGAGUGCGUCUUUGUGCUGGAGCUGAAGCCACCGCACCUGCGCACGCCCGAGCAGGUGAGCCUGGACUCGAACAGCGACUCCGAUGUGGUCUUCGUGAACGAGCAGAACGAAGCGCCGCCUCCGGCUGCCAGUCUGCAAGUCGACCUGGCGCCACAAUCGCCAGUGGAUCAGUCGGCCAGGGAUCAGGGAUUGUUCAUGGGCCCCAGCACGAGUGCCGCGGCCACCAGGGGCAAGAACUGGAAGCUUGUGGUGGCGGAGGCGCGUCGCCACGAUCAGUUGCGCACGGUGCGCUCCACACGCUCGAAGCGGUCGCGCCAGCGGUCCUCCGUCCCUGACAGCAGUCCCAGCAGCUGCAGCAGCUCCUCGUCCUUCCACUUCAGCAGCAGCAGCAGCGAUGACAGCAGUGCCAGCAGUACAUCCAUUGCGGAGCCGGCCAAGAAGAGACAUCGCAAGGUGGCGAAUAGAAAGCAGCCGGGAAAAGGCUCCAAGGGGAAGAAGAAAACAUCCCGCAAACGGAAACGACCGGCGAAGGAGGAGGAGGCAGCUCUGGAGCUGCAGCGGCGACUGGAGCAGCAGCAGCAGCAGCAGAGCAAAGAGAAGCCGCAACCGGAAAGCAGUAGUGACAGCCCAAGUUCGUCGGAUGACGAAUCAGCUGGCGAUAGCAGCGAUACAUCUGGUCAACCCAACAUUAACAACAGCAAUACCAGCAGUGAUGAUUCUGACGAUGAUAGCACGGAAAACCUGCAGCUCAGUGCUUUGCGGGCCACACUAAAAGCGGAGGCGACUCUGGAGGAUAGGAAACCACUCAAGCUGGAGCUUCUAAUGCCCGACCAGCAGCGGGAGGUUCCACAAGAUACAGAGAGAAAUCCAGCGCCAACAGAGGACAACGAGCCGGGAUGCAGUGCGCCAAAGCGGCGGAGAAGCUGCAGCAACAGCAAUCAGUCCAGCCAGAGCGCCAGUUUGGCCAGCAGUUCGACAGCCACAUCGAGCUCAAAUCCGAUGAGUUCGUUUGCCUGGAGGGCAGCGGGCUAUGAUGGCGAUCCCCUGAUUCGGGCCAAUGCGGCAAUGGACGAGCACGACAUAGCCAAUUCGCUAAUAGAACUAUCCACGCUGACGCAGCCCAGGGACAUUGGACUCUUCAACGAGCAUUCGAAUUCGGGAGAGAUUUCCCUGAGCCUGCUGCGCAAUUCUCUACGUGGAAGCUCUCGAGCUCUGGAGGAGAAUGACGCAAAUCUGGGCAUCUAUUCCGAUGCAGAUGCGGAUCCAGAGGCCAGCAAUGAACGGAAUGGCUUCACCCUGGAGCCCGCAAUCGAUGUGGUUGGAGAAGCGGAGGUGGAAACCGCCGAGGAUACAGCCACUGCCACUGAAGAACAAGAUGAAGAGGACGAGGACGAUGACGAUGAAGGUGAAGGUGAAGGCGAAGAUGAACAGGACGAGGAGAAAGCUGAGGAGGACGAAGAGGAUGAGGACGAUAGCGAGAACAACGAUGAUGAGGAGGUGGAUCGGGAGCUACUAUCGUUUUUAGCAUAAGCUAUUGACUUUGGUUUUCAUUUAAGUUUUUUAUUUAAAGGAAUGUUUAACUGGUUUCCGUCUUGUCUUGUUCCGAUUCCUAAGCCCCUGAACCCAAAAAAAAUAAUAAUUAAUGUAACUUGCUAUGUAAGUAACUAAAACCAGUAAGCGUAAGCUCAAACUAGAUGUAUCUUAGGCGUAAUGUUGCCAUUUUAAGUUGUACAUAUUCAUAAACCAAUAUCCAAUAUACAUAUAUAAAUAUAUAUAAUUAUGUUUACACACCAAUCAACUGCAAAAUUAUUUAAAUGUAAUCGCAUGUAGCCCACCCAAAAAUGCAUUCGAUAUCCCCAAUGAUCGGCCCCUUCCCAUCCCCACAUCGGUUGUAAAUGUACUAGUUUAAGUUAACGACAUAUACUAACCAUAAACAAUGGCAACUAAAUUUACUGUUCUUAGCUUAUAAAUCAUACAACUAGCUCUGGAUCAAUGUGUGGCGAGAGUGUUAAUGUUUUUUGCAUAAAUGGGCGUGGCCAGUUAUGAAUUUUAGAGUACUCCGCAUACAAAGAACAAAAAGUAUCUAUAAUACGAAUCAAAUACAUAAUAAAUGUAAAAAUUAAAUGUA
Molecule: messenger RNA, 4143 nt
Organism: Drosophila takahashii
Lineage: Eukaryota; Metazoa; Arthropoda; Insecta; Diptera; Drosophilidae
Gene: Topors
Product: Topoisomerase I-interacting protein
Biological process (GO): protein polyubiquitination; protein monoubiquitination
Molecular function (GO): ubiquitin protein ligase activity; metal ion binding
Source: RefSeq, a predicted model, not a curated record